AGCGCUUUGCAUACUGACUUCCGCCCCGCUCGGCUCUCCGCAUCAGCCGGCGAGCAGCAGCUGAUCUGACAGGACUGGGGGGGGGGGACCUAAAAGCCUCCGUGCGGGGGACUCGGCGGAUGUCGUGCGCGGUCGGUUCUGCUCGGAGACCCUCGGAAAGCAGGACCCGGAGCUCGGCGGAUGUCGUGUGGACUCGGUUCGGUUCGGCUCGGAGACGGACCGGGUUCCCCGAUCCGGUUUUGAUGCAAAGGGAUUUGCCACUUUCCCCGUGAAGAGGCGGACCUCGGAGACGCUGCGAGUUCAAUAUGCUGAGGCAGUCCCCGGUGUUUGUGUACUGUACGUGGAAGUACAGAGACUGUCUGUCUCCAACUCACAGCUCCCCGUGAGGAUUUAAUGUUGCUCCUGCGCGGUCUGGACUCCUCACAGGCUGCAUGUGCGUCUCUGCUCUCCUUUUUAGAGCCAUUUUUUAAUUUUUUUAAUUUUUUUUUUGUUGUUGUAUCAGAAAUGGGGGGCUUGCUGGCGGUGGCAGUCUCCCCUCUGAAACAGCCCACUAGAGGCUGUUAGUUUUUAUUCUUUCAGAGGCUGAAAGAAUAAAUCUACAUUUUUUUUUUUUUUUUUUACUUCGUGACACCACAUUUUUUUUUUCUGUUACUUAAAAAAAAAAAAAAAAAAAAAAGAAAGAAGAAGCCAGAUUGCAUUGCUUGCUGUGUCUGACCCUGACAUUUCACCCACCCAUCUCGGAUACUAGAUCUCCACCAUGAGUUACAUCCACAGGCUGGUGAAUGUAUUGCUACGUGGACUCGUCAUCUAUGCGGUACUGGGCUUGGAGUGCACUUACUCGAAUGAUCUGCCCAGCCACCAGCCUGAUGCUGACACUGUAGUCACCACAGAUCCGUGCCUCAUCGUGAUGCCGCCAUGCAUGGGCGACGCCGACCGCUUCAGCCUGGAGGCGCUGCGGCACAUCCACAAGCAGCUGGACGACGACAACGACGGCGGGAUAGAGGUCAACGAGAGCGUGGAGUUCAUAAUAGAAGACAUGAAGCAGCAGCAAACCAACAAACACAGCAACCUGCACCGUGAGGACCAGCACAUCACAGUGGAGGAGCUGUGGAGGGGCUGGAAGACCUCUGAAGUUCACAACUGGACGGUGGACGACUCGGUGCGGUGGCUGAAGGACUCGGUGGAGCUGCCGCAGUACGAGAAGAAUUUCCGGGACUUCGGAGUCACCGGGAACACUUUACCUCGAAUAGCGGCGAACGAGCCGUCGUUCAUGUCGAUGCAGCUGAAGGUUUUAGACCAGCGGCACAAGCAGAAGCUCAACCUGAAGGCGCUGGAUGCCGUGCUGUUCGGGCCUCCCCUCCGGCCGCAGCACAACUGGAUGAAGGACUUCGUCCUGAUGGUUUCCAUAGUGAUCGGCGUCGGCGGCUGCUGGUUCGCGUACGUCCAGAACAAAUCCAGCAAGGUGCACAUCUCUCAGAUGAUGAGGGAUCUGGAGAGUCUGCAGCACGCCGAGCAGAGCCUGCUGGACCUGCAGAGCCGCUUGGAGAAAGCUCAGGAGGAGAACCGCACGGUGGCCGUGGAGAAGCAGAACCUGGAGCAGAAAAUGCGGGACGAGAUCACGGGAGCCAAGAAGGAGGCGCACAGGCUGCGGGAGCUGCGGGAGGGGGCCGAGUGCGAGCUGAGCCGACUCAAGUACGCCGAGGAGGAGCUGGUGCAGGUACGGAAGGCCCUGAAGCGAGCGGAGAAGGAGAUGCAGUCGGAGCGCUCGGUGCCCGAAGCGCUCCAGAAGUGGCUGCAGCUCACGCACGAAGUGGAAGUCCAGUAUUACAACAUCAAGAAGCAGAGCGCCGAGUUCCAGCUCUGCGUCGCCAAAGACGAGGCGGAGAAAAUAAAAAAGAAGAGAGGCACGGUGUUCGGGACGCUUCACGUCGCCCACAGCUCGUCGCUGGAUGAGGUGGAUCACAAGAUCCUGGAGGCGAAGAAGGCGCUGUCCGAGGUGACGGCGUGCCUGAGGGAGCGGCUCCACCGCUGGCAGCAGAUCGAGAAGCUGUGCGGCUUCCCCGUGGUCAAUAACUCGGGCCUGCCCAGCCUGACGGCCAGCCUCUACUCCGACCACAGCUGGGUGGUCAUGCCGCGCGUCUCCGUGCCCCCCUACCCCAUCGCCGGCGGCGUGGACGACCUGGACGAGGACACGCCCCCCAUCAUUCCACAGUUCACCACGUCGACCCUGAUGCGACCCCCGCUGACCCGCAGCAGCAGCCUGUGCCGCUCCCGCCGCAGCAUCAUGAACUCGCCGCAGUCGCCGCUCAUGUCGCCGGACCCGGACCUGCUGUCCAUGGCCAGCUCGUCCCUCUCCUAUCACCCCGAGGCAGAUGACGAACAUAUCAUGUUCAGCUCGGAUAGGAGGGGGUAUGUAGCGGUGGCCGGAACGCCGCGGAAUGGUUUUACAGUUUGGACUCACAGGGAAGCGGCUCAGGAGACGAACCCCGACGCCGACGGCCUCAACUCGUCGGUGGUCCGCAAGCAGCUGCACAACUCGGAGCCGCCGUACCGCAAGAUCUCCCGCGAGGAGCUGCUGCUGUUCAGCCCGAGCUCGGAGCUCCCGCCGCCGCCGCCGCCGUCCACCGCCUCCCCCACCGCCGCCACCACCACCAGCAGCAGCAGCAGCAGCAGCCUCAGGGACUCCACGCCGCCCCCCCUGCCGCCGCCCGCCACCCCGUCCGGCCCGCCCUCCACCUCGCCCUCCCCGGCGCUGGAGCGCCAGCCCUUUGCACAGAGAGGCUCGCCCGACCUCACGCGCAUCUCGCCCGAGUCCCAAAGUGUACCUUUCACGCAGGGGAGCGCCCUGCCCUCGCCCACGGGCAAGGGCGUGUACAACGGCGUCUUGGAGAAGUCCUACAGCUUCGGCCAGCUGCCGGCCAGCAUGCUGCCCAAGGUGGGGCGCCACCCGUCCAUCACCUCCCUGGACUCGGAGGGCCGCAGCUUGGGACGGGAGUACAAGCUCCAGAGCGCCUCCUCCCAGGACUCCAGCGACAAUGGAGAGAAAAUCAAGCGCUCCUCGUCUAAAAUCAAAAGCCUAUUUAAGAAGAAGAAAUAAAAAAAAACUUUCGGAGUGAGAUAGUGAGUGAGUGAGAGAGAAGAAACAUAAAGAGUUUUAGCCCGAAUACUAAAAAAAAAAAGAAAAAAAAGAAGAAGGACAUCACUGUAAGCUAAAACGUUUUAUUUUCUCUCUGGAUUUCUUCUUUUUCUUUGUCAUCAGAGAUGGAAUGUAGCUCAGUCUGGGUGCCUUGAAGUGUUCUCCAGGUUGGUAGCCUUAUUUUUCAAUAAUGCCUUUUAGUUUAGUUCACUCACAGCCUCGGCCGGAAGCCCGCGGAUCCCCCGGGGGGUCGCGGCGGACCGCUCGCCCGAAUAACUCCUGCGUUCCUUCACGGUCAACUCUUAGGGCCUCUAUUGUAAAACCGCAGCACAAAAAAAAAAAAAACAAAACAGAACAGAAGAAAAAGAAAAAAAGAAACAGCACAAGCUUCUUGGCAGUCGAGCGUGUUUUCUCGCGCCGUCGGGGAAAACCGCACUGCGACCAAACGGCGUCGGCCGCGCGGACGUCUCGCGAAAAUGCAUGCGAGUAGAAGGACGAGUGAAUCCCCUGUACGCCACCUGUACCGUACGCCGCCGCACUUUGUCCUCGGCUCGGGAGUGAAGGAACGCACAAGUUAUUGCAAGAAGGAAGCAAAAACGAAAAAAAAGAUCCCAACAGGUCAAGAAGAAAGGUCACUGUCGUUUCUUAAUUUCGUCUUGAGUUCGAACCAAAAAGCCACUAAGUCGAAGGGUCUAAAGGGGCAGUCUGUACAUUCAGCUCCUCGCGUUUGCUGUUCUUACUGGAUAUAUUUAAACCUCACUUUCAGCACACGCCCACUUAAAGAGGAAGAAAAACAACAACAAAAAAAAAAAAAGGUAACGCAGCUUGGUCAAGCCCCCCCUUUUUUUUUUUUUUGUUAAAUUAUUUUUGUUUUUCCUUCUCAAGUGUCCUACCUUACGUCUCCUCGGUGGAAUGGUGGAUUGCAGCUUGUGAAGUGUCUGAGUCCUGAACUCACGUACUUGAUUAAUUUCCUUUUUUUGGAGAGGAAAACAAAAAAACAAAAAAACAAACAAACAAAAAAAAACCUGCUAAAAGUUAGUUGCACUACUGCUUUCCUGGUAUUUUGGGAAAGAGCCGCUGCUUGCGGAGUACAUAUUGAAAAAAAGAUGUAGAGAUGAGGGGGAUGCAUGGGCAGCCGCACUGACCGGCGCCGCACAUGAUACCAGAGCCACAAUUAUCUGCGGCGUCUUCAGUGCCACUGCUUAUGGAUUCCUCCAUAUAUAUAUAUAUAUAUAUAUAUAAAUAAAUAUAUAAAUAUAUAUACUUUGUUUUCACAUGUUCUAGAUGUUUUUAAAUAUUCAUAAACGGUGGUGGUUCCUAUGAACCGAUGGAAGUUUUUCUUGAAUAUGCAGAUUUCGUCCACAUCGGUCACGUUUCCCCGGAUUCCAGCCUCCCCGUUGUUUACUUGACUCACUGCAUCCUGUAGCCAGUCAUCCAUACCUUUUCUGUUUAUUUUUUGGUCUUCUUUUGACUACCCUCUCUUCUCGCACGUGGCGCCGCCGCCAGAUUUUGGUCGAAUCUCGGACGCAUUUAAAGGUACUUCAGCGUGAGACAUUCUUAUUAGGCGUGUUGUGCCUUUAAAGGCGCACAAUAGCAGAAAUGUUUCUGUUGCAGCUGUGGAAUUGAGUCCAAGAAAUUAUUUGAUCCAGAUCUGACGGCUGCACCAAAUGCUCGCCGCCCCCCACCCCCACCAAUCCGACCCCCGCACCACUCUAAAGCUCGAGGCCGACCCAUGCAAUACCCCGUUCCUCACCUCUGGGCCCGCAACCGAGCGCACUGAUGUCAAGAGCUCCUGCUUCACACUGUGAUUUUCUCUGGCUUUCUUCCCUUCUUCAUCCCGGACCUGGGCUGUCACCGCGGUGAAACCAUGCAAUGUCAGGGGGGGGGAGGGGGGGGUUGGGUGGGAAGGGGUGACGGCGUGCACGAGGUGUGUCUGGGAGAGAGAGAGAGAGAGAGCGUGUGUGUGUAUGUGUGUGUGAGGAUCUCCAGUGUGGCCUCUGUUUUAAAACGAAAGAAGACUGAAGGUUCUGGACGACGCGGCACACGGUGAAGGAAACCGACGGACGGACUGCAAGAGGAGGAGGAAGUGAAUGUUUACGAGACGCUAUAGGGGUUUUUUGAGAACAUUUUGUGUGUGAUUAUUUGUAUACUGUAGAAGAAUUAAUAAAAAAAAAAAAAAAAAAAGGAGGAAAAAAAAUGGAGG
This is a messenger RNA of Salarias fasciatus (jewelled blenny), 5339 nucleotides long. RefSeq names its product stromal interaction molecule 2b (gene stim2b). NCBI's taxonomy places the organism in Eukaryota, Metazoa, Chordata, Actinopteri, Blenniiformes, Blenniidae. The record is from RefSeq and is a predicted model, not a curated record. Gene Ontology annotation, molecular function: calcium channel regulator activity; protein binding; calcium ion binding. Bases 758 to 3097 code for a protein of 779 amino acids. Gene Ontology annotation, biological process: intracellular calcium ion homeostasis; activation of store-operated calcium channel activity; store-operated calcium entry. Gene Ontology annotation, cellular component: plasma membrane; endoplasmic reticulum. The transcript is spliced from 12 exons.